UUGUCAAAACAAAAAUGUCAUUUUUUAUAGACAAAACUGCAAAUUUGGUCCUUGUGGUUUGGCAAAACCUUUGGAUGGGGUCCAAAAAGUUUCCAGCUUGCACCAAAGGUCCAAAAUCAAGAUUUUCAUGGGUUUUUAGUCCAUUCCGUCAUUGACCGUUUGUUUGGGGCCGUUAGUGCCUUCACGUGCCCUCCAUGUGAGGGCAUUUUGGUCAUUUUAGGUCCUAGCCUCCGUUGCCGCCACUUCAAUUAAUUAGAUUGCAGACUGUACACUCCUUCGUCUUCUACUCAUACCUCUUGAUUCAAACGCAAAAACCCUAACGAUCGUCUGAAAAUUGGAUUGUGUUCCUGCUUUUGAAAAUGUGGGGACUUAGAAAUGUUGGAGAGAUUGUCAACGUUCAAGAAGUUUAUGCUGGUUACCCCAACAUAUUCUCUAUUGAACUUCAUCACGGAGGGAGUUUCACAAAGUUUCCAAAUAUCAGACUUGAUGAUGAGAGAAUUAGGGUAUGAUGGUACUGAAAUCAUGUAUUACCAUUUCCGUUUGCCUAAUGAAGGAUUUGACUUUGGACUCCGAGCAUUAGGUAACGAUGAUGAUGUGCGUAAUCUCUCACGGUAUGUUACCCAUAAUAACAAAAUGAUUAAAGUGUACACAGAGCAUGGUCAAACGAACUUGCUUACAUAUUUUAUGUCCCCAACUGGUCCAAGAAGGGUUAUAAUAGAAGACAUGGAGAAGCAGGAUUCCAUUAGACCCUCAUCACCUGUAGUUGCUCAUGAAGUGGUAACUCCAAUCCAAAUUGAUGUUGGUGAGGGUGAUUUAGGGUUAGCAUUAACCUUAUACAAAUCAGCAACACCUGAAUUUAGUAGGUCUAAAGGUUGGAAACAUAGUAAAGGGGCAUCGUCUUGUAGUACAAAGCUUAACUUGGAUUGGGAAGGUGCUGAAAAAACAAUGGCAAGUGGUGAAGUUGAUAAGGGUAAGGGUGUAGAAGGAUUUGUAGAUGAAUUUGUUGUAGUUGAUGCAGAAAAAGAGUUAAACAAAGAGAUUGAUGUGAAUGAAGAACUUGAUGUGAACAAAUCCAAUGGUGAGGGUGUAGAAGGAUUUGCAGAUGAGGGGUAUAGAGUUGUCAUGGAUAAUGAUCCUCAAGGAGUCAAUGAAUUUUCAACUAACAUCAACAUAGAUGAUGAGUUAAUGACAAACUUUCAACCUUUUGAAGACCAAGAUAGCAUCCCAUUUAAUGGGUUUGAAGGCCAAGAUAACAUUCCUUUCAAUGAUGAGUGGAGACAAGAGGAGCCUGAUGACAUUGAUUUUGAGAAUCAAAACAGUGAAGAUGAAGAUAGUGACUUUAUGAUUGAUGAGGACACACCACCAUACCAGAGUUUGAAGCUGUAAUGGUAGAGCUAAGGAAUUAUGACAUAGAAGCAUAUCAGUGGCUCUUGAAAAUCCCUCCACAUCAUUGGGCUAGAAGUCAUUUUUCAGGAAGGGCAAUUUCAGACAUGUUAUUGAAUAACCUUUGUGAAGUGUUCAAUAGCAAACUUGUUAAAGGGAGAGACAAACCCAUUAUCAGUUGUUUGGAGUUCAUCAGAGAGUACCUUAUGAAGAGAGUAUGCAAUGUGAUGAAGGUGUUAAACAAGUGUCAAGGUCCAUUAACUCCAACUGGUACUAGGAUUUUGGAAUCAAACACAACACUAGCUAGUAAGUAUCAUGCACGAUGGAAUGAGGGACAAAAGUAUCAGGUUAAAGGUCCAUGGAAUGAUCAACAUGUGGUGGACAUGGAGAAAAGGGAGUGUAGUUGUAGAAAGUGGGAGCUUACUGGAAUUCCUUGCAAACAUGCAAUUGCAAGCCUAAAUGAAAUGGCAGACAAUAAUGAAAAGGUGGGAGAACUAUACACCUAUGUGCAUAAGGUGUAUUGGCUUGAUACAUGGAAAGAGAUGUACUCCUUCAAGGUGGAGCCUAUCAAAGGUAGAGCCAUGUGGCCUAAGAGUGACUGCCCAACAACUCUUGUGCCUCCACCACACAACAAAGCUAUAGGCAGGCCAAAAAAGAAAAGAA
Molecule: messenger RNA, 2046 nt
Organism: Lactuca sativa (garden lettuce)
Lineage: Eukaryota; Viridiplantae; Streptophyta; Magnoliopsida; Asterales; Asteraceae
Source: RefSeq, a predicted model, not a curated record